GAUAAUAGAGCAGACUGGGGUUUUGGGGCGGCAAACUUUGCCCGAGUAGACAUUUUGAUAUAACUGUGCAAACGUGUAACAAGAGGCUGUGUUAUUUUAUUGUCUGGCAAUAGUCAUUUCCAAGCAUGAUGAUUUUACAUGCAAUUUUGAUCACCUUUGCUACCAUCGGGUUAGCAAUGGCGGCAGACGGCGAUUUAGUGCUCUUCGGUGGCAGCGACGAAAACAGCGGAAUGGUCCUGAUCGAAUUCGGCGGAAAACAGGGAAAAGUGUGCAACUACGACUGGGACGUGUACGCUGCCGACGUCGUCUGCAAACAGACACGGGGGACCACGUCAAAAUCAACGGGGUACUUCGCUCCACCAAAGUGGAAGGGUCUCGGAGUGUUCCUGGACGGGGUGCAAUGUCAGGGCAACGAGGAGAGUUUGAUGGACUGUGUGCACGAGAAACUGGGCCAGUCGAGCUGUCCAGCUGAACGGAGUGCAGGGGUAAUCUGCUGGUCACCAGAAGAGUAUCUCGAUAAUAAAGUCGAAGGAAGCGUCCGUCUGGUGGACGGCAAAACUUCACAGGAUGGCAGAGUUGAAGUCUUCCUCGCAUCGUCGUGGGGACCAGUCUGUGACGAACGAUGGGGUGCCUUCGACGCUGACACGGUCUGCAAACAACUCGGCUGUACCAACUCAAAGGGCGCCACCACCGGCUCGGCGUACGGGGAGGGAUCCCUGGAUUUUAAACUGAAUGAAGUUUUGUGCGCAGCCUCCAACGUGCGGUUGGUGGACUGCCCGUACAGUUUUGUCGAUAACACGACGAGUUGUAACCAUACGAUGGAAGCAGGGGCUGUAUGCAAUUGUAGUAUUGAAAUUACCGUCGGCGAAAACAACUCUGGCAGCGGCUUAGUGAAAGUGUCAUCUUCUGGUGCAUCAGAGAGCACUAUUUGUUACGAUGGCUUCGGUCCAAGGACCGCCGAUGUGGUUUGCCGAGAGGCUGGGCACAAGGAGGCGCUGUCGAUAUCUUCGGUUAAGAGGACCGCAAGCUCGCUCUCCAAUAUCUCUUACUCAUGUCUUGGUUCGGAGAUGAGUCUGGUAACCUGCCCUACCGCACCUUUUAACGUGUCUGAUUGCACUGAGGGGAGGGAAGCUGCUGUUGUUUGCCAAACCAAUGAUGAACCGGUUCCCACUGCCGAGCCUACACCAGGUCCUUUGGGCCUGAGUACAGGAGCGAUAGUCGGCAUCGUCAUCGGUGUGCUUGCGGGUGUGCUGGUUCUUGUCGUACUCUGCUGUGCCAUUUGCAGGGGGCGGAGGGGCGGACCAGCUUCCAUCUAAUAAUGUGUUGACGUUACUUUAUACUUACAAAUAUUCAGUUUGCUUGAGGUCGUUUCUUUUUCAACAUUUACCACAUUUUUCGUAUUACGAUUUCCACUUCAAAUUCCUAACAAUAACAUUGAACGUAAUGGUAAAGGAAAAAUUUAACAUUAACUGCAGCUUAAUUUUUGUUUGUUAAUGCUUGAAACUGCCUAAUUUCAUUCAACUUAUUUGUUUUCUUGCUGGUAAGGUAACAUAGAUUUGUGACCGAACCUUCUUCCAGUAUUUUGUAAUACACAAAAACAAUAUGUAUUCAGCACACAGUAUUAACAUAUUAUUCUGGAUUAAACAGCAAACUAGGGCAAACCGUUUCCGCUCAGUCCCUGUGCCUAUAUAGCGCCCUCAGUUGUCGUUCUAAGAAGAACAAAUCAACUUUUCCAAACGCUGUUAACUAGAAUGAUGACAAAUGCGUACCAUUAUAUUGAAAAUACGGUGCACACAGUGCAGUAUUUUUGUUUGUUUGCAAAUAAUUCUCUAAAAAUAAAACUAACCAAACUUGACACUGUUGUAUCUGCCAAUUCUAGAGUCAACGUUAUUUUAUGAUGAUUCUCAAUUAAACUCUUAUUGUCACCAAACGAAAACAAAAAAUGGUUUUGAUUUAUUGAAAGAACCCGAAUGAUUCCGCCAAGCGGUAAGUAAAUCGUCAAGUUAUUGCAGAGGUUAUGCUGUUUGAAGGAAAGUACUAGUCAUUAUUUGUGUUUCUGGAUAUAUUGACUUGCUAUGGAGGCUCCCUUUCUACCCAAAGGGCGAUAAUAAUGCAUCCAUGCAAGUGUUUUAAUUCUGUGCAUCAUUCUCAUCUUAAAGGCACGGGGUACUUGUGACAAAAAUAAUACUCAAAACAAUUGGUAGCAUAGAAACUUACUUGGUAACUAGCAAUGAAGAGAUGUUUAUACAGCAUAACAUCGCAAUAAACGACUCCCUUCGAAGUAAUGCAGUUUUUGAGAAAGAGGUAAUUUCUCGCAAAAAAAAUAUUGUACAACUUCAGGCCUGUGGCGUUUUCAGGUAUCUGAACGCACACAUAUUUUGUUCAACGAGGUUGUUUUUUCUUACCUUAUUCUAUUGCAACUUCGGUGACCAAUGAAGUCAAAAUAAUCAAUUGUAACUAAUUGAACCCAGAAAAGAUAAAUUACAGAUUCAUUAAAGUCAUAGCAAGAGGGACCUACACAUAUUUUUGGUAACGUACAAUUUCGAUAGUAUAAUCAUAAAAAAAACAGUUCACUUUGAAGUAAUGUGAUUAUAUAGAAAUAUAUUGGUUUCUAUGAACUCACAGUUGAAACUGUGAAGCGUUACUGACAGAGUUACUGACUGAAAAACUCUUUUUUUUUUAAUUGUGCAUUGUUAUUAGGGAGUAUUCUUUAUUCAAGGACAUUCUUCGCUCCGGAUUUUCAGCGCUACAUCAACAACUCAACCACCUUUUGAAAUAAAAAUUUCACCACGUUGGCUUGAUUAUACAUGAUAAGGACUAAAGCAAUCGGCUUGCAAAAGGGAAGGUACACGUUUGUUAAUUACUCAAAUCAAAUCUAAGCUUAAAAACUUACUUGGUAACGACCAUGUGAUACCUGUUGAUAAGAUAACACAUUAUGAGAAACAGCUCCCUCUCUGAAGU
Molecule: messenger RNA, 2961 nt
Organism: Asterias rubens (European starfish)
Lineage: Eukaryota; Metazoa; Echinodermata; Asteroidea; Forcipulatida; Asteriidae
Product: lysyl oxidase homolog 3A-like
Exons: 5
Coding region: 126-1316 (396 amino acids)
Cellular component (GO): membrane
Source: RefSeq, a predicted model, not a curated record